Cyphellophora attinorum is the source of this 432-nucleotide messenger RNA. RefSeq lists its product as uncharacterized. The transcript has a single exon. NCBI's taxonomy places the organism in Eukaryota, Fungi, Ascomycota, Eurotiomycetes, Chaetothyriales, Cyphellophoraceae. Bases 1 to 432 code for a protein of 143 amino acids. The record is from RefSeq and is a predicted model, not a curated record. Gene Ontology annotation, biological process: polyketide metabolic process.
AUGACAGAGCAAGAGCCUUCCACCAAUUCGUCAAUGACAGAUAAAUCGGCCCUUCGCGCCCUCUACGAGUACUAUAUCGAUUUCUGCAAUGCACACGACUUCCAGGCUAUGGAAAAGUUCUACACUGCUCCGGCCAUUCGAAUCAACGAUGAGCCUUGGACUCCCUCGAGGGUGACCGAUCAGUUCCGUCCUCUCGUCGAAGGCUUCCCCGACUGGCACUGGGAGAUCCGCCACUUUGUUAUCGACGACAACUUCCUUUCGCUGCACUUCAGAGUGACCGGAACCCAUCUCGGAGUCUUUCAGGGAAUUCCGCCAACGGGCAAAAAGGUGGAGACGACGCAAUUCACACUGUACCGCGUCGUGGGUGGGGUCAAAUUCGACGCGGUCUGGGACAUGACUGACUUCGACUCUGUCAUUAAGCAGAUUUCUUGA